This is a messenger RNA of Drosophila simulans, 3091 nucleotides long. Its product is annotated as extensin. The record is from RefSeq and is a predicted model, not a curated record. The transcript has 2 exons. The coding region runs from base 670 to 2940 and encodes 756 amino acids. NCBI's taxonomy places the organism in Eukaryota, Metazoa, Arthropoda, Insecta, Diptera, Drosophilidae.
CAAGUCCACAAGUCACGUCCGGUCAGGUUCAAGUUCAAUGUGCAGAUAGCCGCGGGCACAGGAAGCACUCGAUUGCAGUUGUGCAAACCAGUUAGACGCGCUCCUCGAUGGCUGUUUAUUUGGGGUUUAUUUAACGCCGAUCUCUUCCAGUUACCAGGCGUAUCGAGGAGGCAUCCGCAUGGCGCUGGUGGCGGAGGCACCUCCGCGGGUAUUCUUUGCAUAAUCCAUCACCACCUAGUAGGGUGCCUCUAGCGAUCGUUCCAAGGCACUGGGCACACACACGGCGUUAAAUACUAAUAAAAUAAAUUGAAAAUAAAAGAGCAGGGCAAAAUGUUUCUGGUAAAAUCUCCGCCAGGUGGGUGCAUCGGCAGCGACGCCGCUUUGUCAUUCGACUGGUUCCAGCUGCGCCUCUUCGAGCCACAAAACCAGACCACUUUCUUGGCGCUCAGCUCAGUUGCCGAAAGAAAGUCCGACGAGUCGUGACCGACCGGGAGCCGCGUGGAAAAUCUCAGUCUCGAUCUUCAAAACUCCAGCAGAGCCAACUUGGAUUUGGUUGGAUUCGGAUUCGGAGUCGGAGUCGAAAGUUGUGUUGAUGUUCGCGUCGAUUUUGGAAUUUGUUUUUCCAAACUACUGCGUAGAGUUUAGUUCGCGCUUUGUCUAACGCUCAAAAUGUGCAAUUUGUUUUGGCUUUCGGCCUGUUUUUUGGCCCUCUGUCUGCCCCAUGCCCUCAGCGAAUCCAAUGCCACAAGUGUUGAGGCGACGCCUAAGACUGAGUCAAAAGCAGAGCUGGUGCCCACGGCGGAGAAACUGAUCCGCUAUCGCCGUCAGCCACCCUACGCCGUGAUCAAGCGCUCCAAGCUGCGCCGGCGGACUAAGGGUCAUCCGAAGAUUAAGUACGGACCACCACCGCCCCACAUUCGCUACUCGAAACCAUCGUUCCCUACCCAUACCCAUAUCGAGGAGCCCAGCUUCUCCCUCGAUGACUUUCAGCACCUGAAGUUCGAUGGUGCGGACUUUAAGAUACCCACUUCCAGCUACGAAGCGCAGUCCAUGGAUCUGGACUUCUACAAUCACGAUACGGAACCGGAUCUCUAUGGAGCGCACAAAUUCCCGAGCCUGGACUUUGGCUUAGUGACCACACAUGAGCAUGUUCCUCACCAAAAGUACGGCUUGCCUCCUGUGCAGCAGAGCUUUCAGCCGGAUCACUCUUUUGCUUCGCACUAUGAGCCACCUCCAGCUCCGGCUCAUCCGCCGGCUACCCGCUAUGGAGUACCCGACGCUCCGGCUCCAGUGCCCAGCUACCCGCAUCAGGAUCUGCCAGCUCCUGACUCCUAUUCCAUAUAUGAACAGAAGAUUCCCAAUGUGGGCUACCAUCAGAACUUUGCGGAACCACCCAAGCAUCCGCCUAAACAUGGUUCCAUCAAUAAUCCUAACUUUGAGAUCGCCUAUUCUCCGCCCGCGUUUGAGAUCAGCACUUCCUAUCAGUCCAAUCACCACCAGAGCUAUGUUCCACCCCAUCCCCCGUCAUCACAUGAUGGGUUUGCGGAGCCACCGUCAAAUAAUUAUGUGAAGCCCCCUCCCCAGCAUCCUCCAACUAAUAGUUACGCACCACCCCAACAUCCUUCUUCGAGCUAUGACCAGCCACCACAGCAUCCAUCAUCCAGCUAUGACCAGCCACCGCAGCAUCCAUCAUCGAGUUAUGACCAGCCUCCACAGCAUCCUCCUCCCAGCUAUAGUCAGCCUCCUUCUAGCUAUGAUCCGCCUGCUCAACAUCCCUCAUCCAGUUAUGAUCAACCUCCUAAACAUCCAUCUUCAAGUUACGAGCAACCUCCGCAGCAUCCCUCCUCCAGCUACGACCAACCUCCCCAACAUCCCUCCUCCAGUUAUGAUCAACCUCCUCAAGAGCACCCAAGCUCCUACCAACAUCCUCCAACAUCCACGUACGAUCAAGCACCGCAGCAUCCACCAUCAAACUAUGUUUCCUCCGAUUCCCAUUCCAUCAAUACAUAUCCGCAGGACGAUUACGCACCACCGUCGCAGGAGUUGCCCUUAAAUCCACACCACAAGUUUCCUAGUUUCGACUUUCCCAAAUCCAGCUACGAAGUGCCCAUCUACGAUCCCGUUCCUUUCGAAGCCUCCAAUCGCGAUGAACAGGAGUCAUAUCCACCCAUCUUGGCAUCCUCUCCCGAUCUGAAUGAGAUAACUUCAGAUGCCCAUGCGGCUGGUAGUUCCAAGCGGCGUAAGAGGAAGCGAAAGCCCACUCCUGGAGUUGUCCCCGCAAAGCAUACGCUUGAUGUUCCAGAGCUACAGCAGGCCUAUGAUGCGGAUAGCCACUUGGGGGAGUCACACGAAAAUGCAGAUACGGAUGCAAAUAGCUCUCACUAUGUAGAGAGGAAGCAGAGCUUCUUCAACUUUGUUACGCCCACAACCACGACGACGACGACUCCGGCUCCUUGGACUCCAAUGAGGGGCAGGAGUAGUACGACCCGUACGGCAUUCAUACCAACCAUUGUAACAAGUACUCCGAAAACUCCCACUACUGAUCGCAGUAGACAUCGUGGCUCAUCUCGGUAUCGCACAAAGCAGCAACCCGUGAAUCCCAGUUCACCCGAUCGCACCAACACCAGCGUUCAAAUCGAUCAAUCCCACUCGCAAAGCUAUUACGAUGGAACCAUUGCACCACCGACCAGGCAACAGUUUUCACCCACAACCGGAGGACGUGGCUCGAGACCUACAAGACCUAGUUACGUCAGAACCCACGGCCCGGUGUCACCACUGGCAUUACAGCCCGCCGAUGGUAGGGGUCCACCCACAUCCAAGCGGACCACUAAGGGCGUCUUCGACACGACGCUGUUCAAGAGUCCCCUCAGCGAUCGGGAGAUGGAGAGAAAUCUCCAUGGGCUGCGUCAGAACUUGCCAAAAAAUCAUAAACUAUUCUGAAUUCUCAACGAAAUCAAAAGGAGGCAUAGCAUAAAGACUUGUUUAAAUAGUUCUUAGUUGUUUAAAAUAUGUUAAUACGUUUUGUCCCUAGAUUUAGGCUAAUAAUGUUGAAUAUAUUUAAAUAAUAAAUAGAUCGAGUUCCAAAUAAAAC